GGAAGUCCCGCCUGCGCCCGACGGCGGAAGUUCCGGGAGUGCCCAGUCCCCGCGUGCUGACGGCUGCCGGCAUGGCGCACUACAACUUCAAGAAAAUUACGGUGGUGCCGUCCGCCAAGGACUUUAUUGACCUGACGUUGUCGAAGACUCAACGAAAGACUCCGACCGUUAUUCAUAAACAUUACCAAAUUCAUCGCAUUAGACAUUUUUACAUGAGAAAAGUCAAAUUUACUCAACAGAAUUAUCAUGAUAGACUUUCACAAAUUCUAACAGAUUUCCCUAAGUUGGAUGACAUUCAUCCGUUCUACGCUGAUUUGAUGAAUAUUCUGUACGACAAAGAUCACUACAAGUUGGCUCUGGGGCAAAUAAAUAUUGCCAAAAAUUUAGUGGACAAUGUUGCUAAAGAUUAUGUGCGGUUGAUGAAGUAUGGCGACUCUCUCUACCGCUGCAAGCAGCUGAAGCGUGCGGCCCUGGGGCGGAUGUGCACCGUGAUCAAGAGGCAGAAGCAGAGUUUGGAGUAUCUGGAGCAAGUGCGUCAGCAUUUAUCCCGUUUACCAACCAUUGAUCCAAAUACCAGGACUCUGCUUCUGUGUGGGUACCCAAAUGUUGGCAAGUCCAGCUUCAUCAAUAAGGUGACAAGAGCAGAUGUGGAUGUCCAGCCCUAUGCGUUCACAACCAAGUCUCUGUUUGUUGGGCAUAUGGAUUAUAAGUAUCUACGUUGGCAGGUUGUAGACACUCCUGGGAUCCUGGACCACCCUCUGGAGGACAGGAACACGAUCGAGAUGCAGGCCAUCACCGCCCUGGCCCACCUCCGUGCUGCCGUGCUGUACGUGAUGGACGUGUCCGAGCAGUGUGGGCACGGGCUGAGGGAGCAGCUGGAACUCUUCCAGAACAUCAGACCUCUCUUCAUCAACAAGCCUCUUAUAGUUGUAGCCAACAAAUGUGAUGUGAAGAGAAUAGCUGAACUUCCUGAAGACGAUCAGAAAAUAUUUACAGAUUUGCAGGCUGAAGGGUUCCCUGUAAUAGAGACCAGCACCCUGACUGAGGAAGGUGUUAUUAAAGUUAAAACAGAGGCUUGUGAUAGGCUUUUAGCUCAUCGAGUGGAAACCAAAAUGAAGGGAAAUAAAGUGAAUGAGGUGCUGAAUAGACUGCAUCUGGCUGUCCCAACCAGGAGGGACGAUAAGGAGAGGCCCCCUUUCAUCCCUGAAGGAGUGGUGGCACGCAGGAAGAGGAUGGAAAUAGAGGAGCCCAAGAAGAAGAGGGAACGAGAUCUUGAGCUGGAAAUGGGAGAUGAUUACAUUUUGGAUCUUCAGAAGUACUGGGAUUUAAUGAAUUCGUCUGAAAAACAUGAUAAGAUACCAGAAAUCUGGGAAGGCCAUAAUAUCGCUGAUUAUAUUGAUCCAGCCAUUAUGAAGAAAUUGGAAGAAUUAGAAAAAGAAGAAGAGCUGAGAACAGCUGCUGGAGAGUAUGACAGUGACUCUGAGAGUGAAGAUGAGGAGAUGCUGGAAAUCCGACAGCUGGCAAAGCAGAUUAGAGAGAAGAAGAAGUUGAAAAUUCUGGAGUCCAAAGAAAAGAAUACACAGGGACCCAGGAUGCCUCGAACUGCUAAGAAGGUUCAGAGGACAGUUUUGGAGAAUGAGAUGCGUAGUCUUGGUGUUGACAUGGACAAUAAAGACAACGCCCACUACGCAGUCCAGGCAAGAAGAUCCCGGAGCGUCACUAGGAAAAGAAAGCGGGAAGACUCUGCUCCCCGCUCCUCUGUGGCCCGGAGUCACAGUCGGAGUUGCUCUCGAGCUCCACGUGACGUUUCUGGUCUUCGGGAUGUCAAGAUGGUGAAGAAAGCCAAGACCAUGAUGAAGAAUGCUCAGAAGAAGAUGAAUCGGUUGGGGAAGAAAGGGGAGGCAGACAGACAUGUGUUUGAUAUGAAGCCCAAGCACUUACUCUCUGGAAAGAGGAAAGCUGGCAAAAAGGACAGGAGAUAGGGUCCCUGCCGUUGGUGUGGCUUGGCGAGGCUGCGGCUGUUGAUUUGCUGGCUUGGUACAGUAUGAUUUCAUGAAAUUGGAGUUAUCUAUAAACUGAAAAAGAG
Saimiri boliviensis boliviensis (Bolivian squirrel monkey) is the source of this 2086-nucleotide messenger RNA. RefSeq names its product GTP binding protein 4 (gene GTPBP4). Lineage: Eukaryota; Metazoa; Chordata; Mammalia; Primates; Cebidae. The record is from RefSeq and is a predicted model, not a curated record. Gene Ontology annotation, molecular function: GTP binding.